AUGAGCGCAAGUUCUUUCAUCAAUGCAUUACGCAGAUUCACUUCGGUUCGUGGUGAUGUACGUCAGUUUCACUCCGAUAGAGGAACUAACUUUGUUGGCUCGACCGACAGCCUGAAAAUUGACGCCAUUAACGUCGAGGAUGGUAUCGCCAAGCAACACCUCUACCAGACUGGCGUCACCUGGAUCUUCAACUCUCCCCACUCAUCCCAUAUGGGUGGGGUCUGGGAACGAAUGAUUGGGAUGGCCAGACGUAUCUUGGAUUCUAUUCUGCUUGAACCGAAGAACCGGCAUCUUACUCAUGAAGUCUUGUCAACACUUCUGUAUGAGGUAGCAGCUAUCAUCAAUAGCAGACCUAUUGCGCAGGUGUCAUCAGAUCCGGAGUGCCCCAGUAUUCUGACUCCAUCUACACUGCUUACCCAAAAGGUUGGUGUUCCACACGAACCAUUCAGCGACCUGACUCUUAAAGACAUGUAUAAAGCACAGUGGUUAUCGGUUCAAGUGCUCGCAAACGAGUUCUGGACGAGGUUUUCUCGCGAAUACCUCGAUCAGCUGCAAGUAAGGCAGAAAUGGCAACAUGCCACAAACAACUUGAAACCCGACGACAUUAUACUGCUGAAGAACGCUUGUGUUAACCGGAGACAGUGGCCCAUUGGGCGCGUUGUGAAAGCAUUCCCCAGUGAUGACGGUUUAGUGAGAAAGGUCGAGGUUAAGGUCAUCCGGGAAGGUAGCCCGACAACGGAAAAAGAUAGCUUUCAGGUAAUGCACACAGAAAGCAUUACUCUUCUCGAAGCAAGAAAGACUGUUGAAAUCCCUGUGUCGGUUCCAUCCUAUGCCAGUCUUGCAAAGGUUGGUAUUACGAACUUGGAGACCCAUGAUGCUACACAGACAUAUGAUGCAGGUAAACAGACUGACAUAGCGUGCGACAAUCUUUCUGGCCUUCGGCCUGCUACAUCAAAGGCUUCGUCAACAGUUAUCGCGAACACCACCAUCACCAUCAAAACAGAAUCAGAACCCCCAAUCACCAUCAAAAUCUGCUCCCAGCACUCAAAAAGUGAAAAAUCAGCCAAAGCAGAUAAUUCAAAUUUCCUCAGAUAG
Molecule: messenger RNA, 1095 nt
Organism: Ylistrum balloti
Lineage: Eukaryota; Metazoa; Mollusca; Bivalvia; Pectinida; Pectinidae
Exons: 2
Coding region: 1-1095 (364 amino acids)
Biological process (GO): DNA integration
Molecular function (GO): nucleic acid binding
Source: RefSeq, a predicted model, not a curated record